AAUGACCCUAGUCACAUGCGCCACCAUGUGUCACGUGAUUAGUCGGCAUUUUUGGAUUUCAGAGCUAUUUUUAAAAUACCUUUUCUGCGCGGUAAGACAAACAUUUUUUGAAUAUCUAAAAAUAACGUUCAAUACGUCUACUCACUAAAUACCUGAGAAGGAGCGAAAGGCAUUUUUUUAAGUGAAAGCAAAAGUUUUGCUAAAAGUUCGAAUGACACAUCACUAAACGCAGUUCUUGACGCUUACCAUGAGUAUGAUAUUAGUUUUUGAUGAAAAAGUUUUUUUAUGGGCGAAAACCGAGUUUUAAUGUGCGAAAAUCCGGUUUUUGCCUCUGAACUUGAAAAUUCUAAAUUUCUCUUUGUAUACUCCAAUACAGUAACUACUUGACUACAUGACGACGCAAAGAUAUCCAAAAAGUUUGUCCUCCCGUUUAGAAAAGAUAUUUCAAAAAUAGCCUUAAAAUCUAAAAAUGAUGCUUCGUCACUGAUCACGUCACGCAUAUGGUAGCCCAUGUGACUAGGGCCAUUGGUAGUCUGUACAUCAAAUUAAGAGUACCCUCCCCUGGCACCGUAAUACUCCUAUUUUCCUCUUUAUCCCUCUUUAAUCGAAGACUCCUCCUCUUUCUACCCUUUUUGAGCGGUUUCUCCUCUUUUUCUGGGAUUUACGCUAUUUUUAGAUCGAAAGUAGUUUCAGAUAUAUUUUUUUAUCAAUGCCGCCAUAUGAAACAAAAUUCGAUCACUUGUAAUUACAGAAAACAGUAGAUGAAGUCCCUGUGAGACGGUGCUAAAAGCAAGGUGCGAAGAAAUCAAAAUUCGGUAAAAAGAGCAGAUUUAUCGGCUGCACAAGUGGCACAUGCCUUAAUUACUGUUGGAAAUGAGAAGUCAACAUUGAUUAGUCAAGAAAUAACAAAAGUAAUGAAAGAAGUAUCAAAAAUUCAGCAGAAACGAAAACAUACUGCUCAUGUACAGUCAAAUAAAAAACAGAAAUUAGCUCAAGAACAGUCAAAAAAUAAUAGUGAUCAGAAGAAUAUUCCAUAG
Molecule: messenger RNA, 1037 nt
Organism: Didymodactylos carnosus
Lineage: Eukaryota; Metazoa; Rotifera; Eurotatoria; Philodinida; Philodinidae
Source: the annotation of a GenBank genome assembly